GACAAAGAGACGAGAUGUUGUUAGCAGGGAGAUCCCAUUACUGAGGGCGCAUGUUGUAACAUGGUCGAAACAAAAGCGUGAGAAGCGAUAGGCCUGCCAUCCAAAAAAAUCAAAAAAUCCAAUCUGGUUAUUCGCAGUAACUUUUAGUGGAUUUAUAGGCUACUCGCGCGGGAAAUGGAGAAGAAAAGGUGGGAUUGCACUGCUCUCCCCAAGGGCUGGAAAAUGGAAGAAGUGACCAGAAAGUCGGGUUUGUCAGCUGGAAAAAGCGAUGUCUAUUAUUUUAGUCCAUCUGGGAAGAAGUUUCGGAGCAAGCCUCAGCUGGCCCGCUACCUUGGCAACCAGAUGGACCUAAGCUCCUUUGAUUUCCGGACGGGGAAGAUGCUGAUGAGCAAGCUGAACAAGAACCGCCAGAGACUGCGCUAUGAUAACAACAACCAGAACAAGGGCAAACCUGACUUGAACACGUCACUCCCAGUCAGACAGACAGCCUCCAUCUUUAAGCAGCCUGUUACCAAGGUGACCAACCACCCAAACAACAAAGUGAAGACGGAUCCUCAGAAAGCCGUCGACCAGCCCCGACAGCUAUUCUGGGAGAAGAAACUUAGUGGUCUUAAUGCUUAUGACAUUGCAGAGGAGCUGGUGAAAACAAUGGAACUGCCUAAAGGCCUGCAAGGUGUUGGUCCAGGCUGCACAGACAAGACUCUGCUGUCGGCUAUUGCGAGUGCGCUGCACACCAGCGCUGCUCCUAUCACCGGUCAGCUGUCUGCGGCUGUGGAGAAAAACCCGGGAGUUUGGCUCAACACAGCGCAGCCGCUGUGCAAGGCCUUCAUAGUCACUGAUGAGGACAUCAGGAAACAGGAGGAGCUGGUGUACAGUGUGAGGAAAAGGCUGGAGGAGGCACUAAUGGCUGAUAUGUUGGCCCAUGUGGAGGAGGCUGCCAAUGAAGGAGAGGCUCUGAAGGAGGAGGGCAACAGCAGCGAGGAUAUGGAGAGCGUAUAGCACAGGGUUUUGUGAAGUCCGGAUGGGUUUGUUCAACGCCUGCACACACACACGACCGUGAACAGUAGGGACCCCUACAGCAGUCCAGCCCUGAUGAACUGUAUCCUAGUAUCUGCUUCCAACUUAAACCUUAACCUGACUCACACCGGUCCCGUACAAUGUAAAGAUCCAUCUUCCCCUUGGGAACACUUUUGAGUCUCAAAUGCGUCUUUUCAUCAUUAACUCCACUGGAUGGGGCUCCUUGACUUCAACACCAGUUAAAUUACUGUGUAUUUCUGAGCUCUGUAGAUAUUUUGGACUAGGCCAUUUUAAAAUAUUUAAAAAAACAAAACAAAUGACAUCAAAUGAACUUGCAAAUAUUAAAGAUAACUUACAGUUACCUACAGUUUGUCAAAUUCAGUCUUCGAUGAUAAGUGUAUUUUUUACUAAAAGGCUUUGAAUGGGUUUGUAUUUUUUGCGACAAUCAUGUCAAAUCCAAACAUUUUAUGUCAGCAAAAAGUCAAUAUGGGUGCUUUUUUGUUUUUGGGCAGAUUGGAAAUGAAUGUUUUGUAUUUUUGACAUGUCUCUUUCUUGAAUUUUAUGAUGCACUCCAUGAGUAGUUUUACACAAAUCACACGGACUGUUUUUCUUUCUAGUGGAGCCAGUUCAGAUGCAACUAUACCAAGUUGAGCCCAUUGGUGCCAGUCUGCAGGCGGCUGAUGUUGCUAAUGCAGACAGUGUAGUUCUGAAUGCUGUGUAUAUCCAUUGGAGAGGACAGGGUCAAGUUUUUCUUGCUGUAAUUUCAAGGAAAUAUUUUCUUUAAUGUCGGCUGUGUUAUUCUGCGAGUCAUGUUCUGUGUUGACCAAAGAGGAGACAUGUCAUUUUUGAAGAGGACGUAGAUUUGACUUGCAUAUUACUAAAGUCCGCUUCGUGACUAUAUUGGCUCUGCUGAUGUACAACUAAACAUAAGGAAAGCAAAAGGUACACAUGAUGGGGCUGAGCACAAUGGAAAAGAAAUGACUUGAUGAAACCUCUUUCUAUUGUACAAAUAUAACUGUUUUUAACUCUCAUCAUCAUCAAUAGGUGCUUACAGAUGUUGUGAAACAUUGCUGUUAAUGCCAAGGUGUUGUUUCUGUCACAGCUUCAGUCCAUUUUUGGGUUUUUGGGGGUUUUUUUGUGUCAAUGUUACCACACACACGCUGCCUCCUUGUAAACCCACGCACAAAAUUGGUGACAGCAAAUUACAGUCAAGGUUGCAUUUUAAUGUGUUUUCAUUUAUUAUCUGAGGAAUAAUAAUUCUGUAUUUUUUAUCCCUGUUUGUCAAGGUUUGAUAGUGAAUAAUAUAUCCAGCUGAAAUCAUGAAAUUUCCUUCUCAAUAUCAGCAGGCUGAUUGCUGAAAUGAAUUUGAUUGUAUUGCUUAUUAAAAUGAAUCUGUAUGUCAUUAA
This is a messenger RNA of Micropterus salmoides (largemouth bass), 2423 nucleotides long. It is a transcript of the gene mbd3b, whose product is annotated as methyl-CpG binding domain protein 3b. The transcript has 7 exons. The record is from RefSeq and is a predicted model, not a curated record. Gene Ontology annotation, molecular function: DNA binding. Lineage: Eukaryota; Metazoa; Chordata; Actinopteri; Centrarchiformes; Centrarchidae. Bases 175 to 999 code for a protein of 274 amino acids.